AAGAUUUCACGCAUGCGCAGUAGGGACCAUGUUUGGCACAAGAUUUCGUCAGGGCAGUAAAUAAAAAAACUCAAUGGAGGACCUCAAAAAAUCCCUGAAGAUGCCGCUGUUUGGAAAUACCUUCAGCCCGAAGAAGAUUCCUCCUCGAAAGUCUGCAUCUCUGUCCAGCCUGCAUACGUUGGAUCGUUCAACCAGAGAAAUAGAACUUGGUCUUGAGUUUGGACCUCCUACAAUGAACAUUGGAGGUCAGAGCUGGAAAUUUGAAGAAGGACAGUGGAUAACAGAAUCUGGUGGAAAUGUGUCCAGUAGGGAAGUGAUGCGGCUCAGGAAAAGAAAUGGGCAGCUGGAGGAAGAAAACAACCUCCUGAAACUGAAGAUCGAAGUUCUCAUGGACAUGUUGACUGAGGCUACGUUGGAGUUCCACCUGAUGGAGAAAGAAGUUGAAGACAUAAAGACUCAACAUCAAAGAAAAAAAUGACAACAGCAAAAUGACCCUGACUCUUCCAGCGGCUCCAUGAUGAAAAUAUUCUUUUAUUUGAAUAACCUAUUUUUGUAUUGAUUAUUUUUGUAAGCUCACAAGAAUUCAGUGAAAUUGAAUUGAGUGACAUUUUGUGUUCAUUUUGUUCUGGUUGUGUUAAAUUUGUUUAUUUCAAUCUGAAUCAAACGACUUUAUGUUCUGUAUGCACCGUUUUACAAACUUUUGUUUUUAUUAUUGCUUUGUGUGUUUUACUUGUUUUUUCGGAUUAAAAUAAAACUUGUUUGGUCAAAUAAGUUGUUUUUUUAUCAUUCGUCAUUUGUCUUUUACCUCCACACAAUACAUAUUGCUGUUUAUUUCAUAUAUUGUAUGAUUAUUGUUUUACAUUUAUGCCUGGCCUUGGAGACUACAGACAAACAAAAAAAGAACAUCUUAUCAUAUGUGCACUUACUGUUAGGGUUUACAUACAAUAAUCAGUAGACCAUGACUUUAAGCAACAAUUAAGUUGAACAUAUUUUGUAAAUAUUGCUAGAUUAUCUACUCUCAUAUUCAAUUAAUGCUGUAUUUUUUUAUUUAUGUUUAGAUUUUAGAAAUGUUUGCUUUUGCCACACAGUACUCUGAGGUUAGUUUUCUUAGAAUUUGUAGUUGUUUAUGUAAUCUAAAUUAAAAGUUGAUAUUAAACUAWUUGUUGCGUUAA
Messenger RNA from Austrofundulus limnaeus, 1172 nucleotides. RefSeq names its product chibby 1, beta catenin antagonist (gene cby1). The transcript has 5 exons. Bases 74 to 478 code for a protein of 134 amino acids. The record is from RefSeq and is a predicted model, not a curated record. Lineage: Eukaryota; Metazoa; Chordata; Actinopteri; Cyprinodontiformes; Rivulidae.